This is a messenger RNA of Bufo bufo (common toad), 4322 nucleotides long. RefSeq names its product tyrosine kinase 2 (gene TYK2). The record is from RefSeq and is a predicted model, not a curated record. Gene Ontology annotation, biological process: intracellular signal transduction; cell differentiation; peptidyl-tyrosine phosphorylation. Gene Ontology annotation, molecular function: ATP binding; non-membrane spanning protein tyrosine kinase activity; cytokine receptor binding. Gene Ontology annotation, cellular component: membrane; cytosol; cytoskeleton. Lineage: Eukaryota; Metazoa; Chordata; Amphibia; Anura; Bufonidae. Bases 111 to 3644 code for a protein of 1177 amino acids. The transcript has 25 exons.
UGGGCGUGGCUGCUGAGGCGUAUUCUGCCCUGUUGACGGUGGGUGACGUCAAACCUUCUCUUGCGGUGACAGUGAGAGCGGCCCCGGGCGGACAUGAGACCGGCGGAGUGAUGGCUUUGUGUCAGUGCACGGUGAGAAACAGCGACUCGGACAUGGAAGGCUGCACCUUCACCGGAGCUGGCCUCAGGGUGUUUCUCUAUUGGAGCAACGGAAAGGAACACUACGUCAGCUUUACUCAGAGCGUCACCACCGCCGAGGAGAUCUGUAUUCACGUGGCACAGAGGCUGGGAAUUACACCGCUCUGCUAUACCUUGUUUGCUCUGUAUGAUGUGCAGGAGAAAUACUGGUAUCCUCCAAAUCAUGAAUUCAAGAUCACUAGAGAUAUGAAACUACUUCUCCACUUUCGGAUGAGGUAUUAUUUUCGGAACUGGCAUGGGAUGAAUGAGAAGGAACCAGUAGUUUGUCGCAACGUCCCCAAGAUCAGUGACAGUAGUGAAGACAAGAGUCGGACUGAGCAGUCUAGUGCCAUCCUGGACCUGGCAUCAUUUGAGUACCUGUUUGAGCAGGGCAAGUUUGACUUUGUGAAUGAUGUGGUAUCACUGAAGGACUUCCACACUGAGCAGGACGUCCACAAGUUUAAGAACGAGAGCUUGGGCAUGGCCGUCCUUCACCUUUCACACAUUGCCAUCAAGAAGAAAGUCUCGCUGGAAGAGGUGGCCAAGCAGAUUAGCUUUAAGGAAUGCAUCCCGAAGUCCUUCUGCCGGCAGAUCCAGCAGAACAACUACCUUACUAAGUUCCGCAUGAGGAGUGUCUUUAAGAAAUUUGUCCGUCACUUCCACCUGCACACGGUGAGCGCCGGGAAGCUGAGCGAGGAGGACGUCAUGUACAAGUACCUGUCCACCCUGGAAAACCUGGCACCCAGAUUUGGCUGCGAGAUGUUUAGGACUCUGAGCCUGGAGCUUCCCACGGAAGGGGAGAAGCUCCCGUUAUAUAUCAAUGGGGGCUACGUGGACCACAGCGAGUCUGUGAACAGGGCGACGACCACACACCAGGUCCUGGUUAGCGGGAUGGAGGGGAUCCAGUGGAGGCAGAAGAAAGAAGAGGAGCCAACGGAAAGCUGCCAUCAUAAAAAUUACUUCAGCAAAAGAAGCCGCGGCAAAGGACAGAAGGCGGGAAAACCAGCGACCGAAACCAGCGAACCCAUGUGGGAGCCGUUCUGUGACUUCCAGGAUAUCACUCACAUCGUCAUCAGCAAGAGCAGAGUCAGCAUCAACUGUCAGGACAACCGCUGUCUGGAGAUACUUCUACCUUCGUAUGAAGAGGCACUGUCUUUUGUCUCACUGGUGGAUGGAUACUUCAGACUCACCACCGACGCCAACCACUACCUGUGUCAUGAAGUGGCCCCUCCGCGCCUGGUGAUGAGCAUUGUCAACGGGAUUCACGGCCCACUACAGGAGCAGUAUGUCGUCCAGAAGUUAAAACGAGAGGAGCAGGAGGACGGCCUGUACAUUGUCCGCUGGAGCGCAUUCAACUUUGCCCGACUCAUUAUGACUGUGAAAGGAACCAAUCAGAAUAAAGGGUUCAUCUAUCGGCAGUUCCGGAUAGAUAAAGUGGACGAUAUAUACACACUGGAACAGUGGGACCGCGUCUUCUCCGGCGUCAAGGAGUUAACGGACAACCUGCGGGGCUGCACACUGAGAUCUGGCCAGGAGGUCUUCCAUGUGAAGCAGUGUGUCCUGCCAAAGUCUGGAGAAGUUUCCAACUUAACCAUUUGUCGGAAAGGGAAGAACAGCAAGGAGAACACGUUGUCCCGAAAUCUGAACUUGAGUCAGCUCAGCUUCCACCAGAUCCGAAAAAAUGAGAUCACACAGAAAUCCCACUUGGGCCAGGGAACCCGAACUAAUAUCUAUGAGGGGGUUCUCAAAGUGAGUGGCAGCGGUGAGCUCGACCUGGACUACGAUUACCGUGAACUGAACAAUAACUCCCAUGAUCUACGUGUGGUCCUGAAGGUGCUGGAUGCCAGUCACCAAGACAUCGCGCUGGCGUUCUUUGAGACUGCUAGUCUGAUGAGUCAGGUGUCUAAUAUCCACCUAGUGUUUGUCCAUGGAGUUUGUGUCCGGGAAUCGGAGAAUAUCAUGGUGGAGGAGUUCGUUGAACACGGACCUUUAGACGUUUGCUUACGCAAGGAUAAAUCAUUGAUCUCUGCCGGGUGGAAAUUCACAGUGGCCAGGCAGCUGGCGAGCGCUCUGAGCUAUCUGGAAGAUAAACACUUGGUCCAUGGAAAUGUCUGUGCAAAGAAUAUUCUUUUGGCCAGGAAAGGUCUGGAGGACGGAUCUUCUCCUUUCAUCAAGCUGAGUGACCCAGGAGUGACCUUCACGGUGCUGUCUCGAGAAGAGCGGGUGGACAGGAUCCCCUGGAUUGCACCCGAGUGUGUCCGCAAUAUCUCCUCUCUGAGCACUGCUGCUGACAAAUGGAGUUUUGGGACGACCUUGUUGGAGAUAUGUUUUAAUGGGGAAGUGCCUCUAAAGGAGAGAACAGCAUCUGAGAAAGAAAGAUUUUAUGAGAAGGAGUUGGGCCUCCCGGAACCCUCCUUCAAGGAGCUUGCUGACCUCAUUGGUCUGUGUCAUACAUACAACCCUGCAGCGAGGCCGUCCUUCCGGACUAUCCUCCGAGACCUGACCCAGUUUCAGCCCCAUGAUCUGUCUGACAUUGGCUCCAUCAGUCCCGAUUUCUCCAUCACAGACCCAACCGUGUUCCAGAAGCGGUACUUGAAGAAGAUCCGGGAGCUGGGAGAGGGACACUUUGGGAAGGUCAGCUUGUACUGCUAUGACCCAAAUAAUGAUGGGACAGGAGAGAUGGUGGCCGUGAAGUCCCUGAAGUCGGGCUGCAGUCAGCAGCUGGAGACGAGCUGGAAAGGAGAAAUUCGAAUACUGAAGACCCUCUACCAUGAGAACAUUGUGAAAUAUAAGGGCUGCUGCAGCGAGCAGGGAGAUAAGAUCGUCCAGCUCAUCAUGGAGUACGUUCCUCUGGGGAGUCUGCGUGACUACUUACCCAAACACAACGUGAAACUGCCACAGAUACUACUGUUUGCGCAGCAGAUCUGUGAGGGGAUGGCGUACCUCCACUCUCAGCAUUACAUUCAUCGGGACCUCGCUGCCCGCAAUGUCCUGGUCGAGAAUGAGAACGUGGUGAAGAUUGGGGAUUUUGGGCUUGCUAAAGCUGUACCUGAAGGGCAUGAGUACUACCGAGUAAGGGAGGAUGGUGACAGCCCUGUGUUCUGGUACGCCACAGAGUGUCUGAAGGAAUGCAAGUUCUUCUAUUCCUCUGACGUGUGGUCCUUUGGGGUGACCCUGUAUGAACUGUUAACUCGCUGCGAGUCCCAUCUCAGCCCCCCGACUAAAUUCAUAGAGAUGAUUGGGGUCACCCAAGGACAGAUGACUGUGGUACGGCUGAUUGAUCUGCUGGAUCGGGGUCAGAGGCUGCCUUGUCCAAAUGAAUGUCCUAUGGAGCUCUAUAAACUGAUGAAGAACUGUUGGGAGACGGAGGCGAGUUUCCGGCCAUCUUUUCCAACCCUCAUCCCGAUCCUGAAAGCCUUCUACAAUACGUACAGCGCGCAGGCGCCGUCCGUGUUCAACCUGUGCUAAUGUCACGGCUGAAGAUAUGAAGCCGCGGAGCAUGGAGUAACCGGGCCGGCAGCCGCUGCCUGACCUGCUUACCACGUGAAAUCUGGCAGUGCCACCUACCGCCACACGGGUGAUCAAUGGCAUGGAUAGUCUGAGUCACUGGAGCUGCGUUAACCACUUCGGGCGCAAAGCUGGGAAGAUGCACUGUAGGAUCCCCGUGUGAAUGGCCGGACGUGGUCGUGGGCUCCGACCUAUUGAGGGGAACAGACGAUAGGGCCCCCCCCUUCCCCCCGUCUUUAUAGCUGUGAAGUUCUGGGAAUCUCACGAGUCCUAGGAGGCAGGAAGAUUCCUGUGUUGCAUGUUACAUGUGAGAUGCAAAAAGCUAGUGCAAUAUUGCCGUAUUUUCUGAAUGUCUGUGCGGUCCCCUCACCCUGGGCAAUGUGCCGCUCUCAGCCUGCUGGCAGGGCAUGCUUGGACUUCUAGUUCUACAGUAGCUGGAGCACCUCAGGUUGCCUAUCCUUUCCAUAAGAAGCCUUAAUAUAUGUGAAAUAAGUGUCUGGUGUUAAUCCGUGCCUGUUCGCUGCAGAGGGGGUCGGGGAGACUUCCCAAUGUGGCACCCUUAUACUGUAUAGAUAAAUUUGCUUAUCGUGGGUUUUAAUGCCCCAGUUCAGAUGUUAAAUAUUAAACUGCUUAAGCGGA